This is a messenger RNA of Ilex paraguariensis (yerba mate), 1197 nucleotides long. Lineage: Eukaryota; Viridiplantae; Streptophyta; Magnoliopsida; Aquifoliales; Aquifoliaceae. The record is from the annotation of a GenBank genome assembly.
UCCCACUGACCCCAACCUCGUUACUGCCGCCCCCUCUUUCACCCUUUCUCUUUGUAGUUCCCAACUGUCAUCAACCUUGUUACUCUCGCCCUCUGACACGGUCACACCCUUCUUAUGUCCAACUGGCGCUGUUAGGUCCAACUCUUGAAGACCAUCUCUCUUCUCUUCCGUUUCUCUCAGCUCCAUCUCUCUCAUCUGUUUCUGUAUCUGUAUCUGUAUCUCUCUACAAUGGCUUCCGCAGCUCUCUCCCAAUCCCUAUUCUCCACUCUCAAUUCUCACCGAACCCCCGAGAAUGUCUCUCUGUCUUUGCACCGGUCAAAAACUCCGGCAUUCAUUCGACAGCCACUCGGUCCCUCUAGAUCUCGUCUGUUAUCUGCACAAUCGAAGAAGACCCAGAACAAUUUCAUCGCCAACUGCACUCCCACUGGGAAUGAAAGCACAACCCAAGAGACCCCCAUCGAAUUGAGGUACCCAGCAUUUCCGGCAGUGAUGGAUAUCAAUCAGAUUCGAGAAAUUUUGCCCCACCGCUUCCCAUUUCUGUUAGUGGAUAGAGUGAUUGAAUACACUCCAGGCGUUUCAGCAGUCGCCAUUAAGAAUGUGACCAUAAACGAUAAUUUCUUCCCUGGGCAUUUUCCAGAGAGGCCCAUUAUGCCUGGUGUUCUUAUGGUUGAGGCAAUGGCACAAGUUGGUGGAUUGGUUAUGCUGCAACCGGAAGUGGGAGGCUCUCGUGACAAUUUCUUCUUUGCUGGAAUUGACAAAGUGAGGUUCCGUAAACCAGUGAUUGCUGGAGACACCUUAGUGAUGAGAAUGACACUUACCAAGCUGCAGAAACGCUUUGGUAUAGCAAAGAUGGAAGGAAAAGCAUAUGUUGGAGGUGAAGUGGUAUGCGAGGGCGAGUUUUUGAUGGCUAUGGGCAGUGAAUGAUGAUUUGCAAUUGACGACAUGGUUGCAAUUUUGCGGUAACUGUGUUUUCUUUUUUCCAUCUUAUAGAAAUAAACCAUGUGCCUUUUUUUCAGUUUGAUGCUGUCAGAAUCAAUGAGUUUCAAUUCAUUUUAGACAGAUUCUACAUGUUUAUUAGCAACCAAAUGAUGUUUGGUUUCUUUUGUUUAUGUUGGUGGUAAUGCUAUACAUUUCCAAUGGAUGUAUUAGUUGUAUUGGUUAGUAACUAUUGGGUUUAGGCUGGGUUAGAUAAUGAAC